AUGUCGACUCCAACUUCUCCUUCCAGCGCUCUUGCACCUUCCGCGAAAUUUCUCUCGGUGCAAGGCGGUACCCUCUGUGAAUUUUGUCGCGAUGGCAAGCCGAUCCAGCCAAUCCGCACCAGAGCUCUCUCAGAACUCACCAAAUCCUCGCGUUACUGCGGACUUUGUGCAAUGUGGCUUGGGGCCCUUGAGUAUUCUCGUCAAAUCCUGAGAGUUCGAAGCCAAGAUACCGUACUGAGACAGCAUCCAUUAGAGCAAAACGUCGGUGAUGUGACGCUUGUGUUUCUGAGUUCUCCAAAACGGCCACCAAUUGUUUGGCCGGACGUCGGACAUGUUUGGGCGGCUCUCGAUACGAUCGAUAUCAAUGACGGGAAAGAUAUCAGCAUAAAGCCGUUGCCUGGAUCCGAUCAGGCUGAGACUACUUGGAAAUCGGUCAGAGAAUGGCUUGAUAGAUGUGAAAAACAUCAUACAGAUUGCAAACUUAAGAAGACAUCCACCUGGAAGCCAACUCGACUGCUCUACAUCUGUAACACAACGGCUGCGCUUCAAGUCCGCCUUGUCGAGGGCCAGGAUAUAUCCGACGAUGUUGAGUACCUGACCCUGAGCCAUUGCCCGGGUGCAGGAAACACUCUUCAGCUUACUCGCAGCAACAUCAAAGCUUUUAAAUCCUCAAUUCCUGUCCAUGAGCUCUCCCGCGUCUUCAUGGAUGCCUGUAACACCACUAAAAGGCUGAGUCAUGAAUAUCUCUGGAUUGGCGCACUCUGUAUAGCCCAAGACGACCCUGCAGAUUGGCAACAUGAGGUCGGUCGUAUGGCUUCCAUCUAUGGGAACUCGUGGCUCAACCUCUCGGCUGACGGAGAUGAGGCUGUACACGGGCUAUUCUGCCCUUCCGACAAACGAGCCGCCCGCCCAUGGUACCCAGUAUACAUACAUCGUGAAUGGGGCGAUGGGUUCCCCAGUAAUUAUUGCAUAUCCGAGUUUCAUAACUGGUGGGAGCGCAUCUCAGACUCAGAGUUAAAUCGAGGAGCUUGGGCUCUCCAGGAGCGUGUUCUAGCGCCAAGGGUACUGCAUCUGGGGCUUGAACAAGUUGCUUUCCAGUGUUGCUCGGACGCAGUGUGCGAACGACUGCCAUAUGGUGACCCGACGAUAAGGCAUGACACUGCCGUAUUGACUUCACUGAAACGGUUUGUUCUCAACGCACGAAACGGAAAUCUGUCUCAUCUGACUCCUGAGAAUGUUUUUCGGAACUGGAAUCAAGUAGUUCGAGCCUACUCCCAGGGACAGCUCACGGUUGCGGCUGAUAGGCUUGUUGCGCUGUCAGGCCUUAUUGAUGUGCUCUACCCCGUCUUUCAACAUAUUGUGAAGUCUGUAGAUCAAGUCGAAGAUGGCCGUGAGAAAUAUGGUACACAGGAUCGGGUAGAUUCAUCCUGCCCUAGAUAUCCAGGGCUCUUUCUCGCUGGUCUAUGGCGGCCAUAUGUCGAGAGGCAGUUGGUAUGGCGAGCAAUAUCACGCAAAUAUUUAUUCGAAUAUGAUGGAAACACUCCUUCAGCACCUGGGAAACGCUACGACGAUUACAUUGCUCCAACAUGGUCCUGGUGUUCGAUCAAGGAUGCCAUCAUCGAACCACAGGAAGUGAGGUCAGUGGAUAUUUACUUCACCAAAGUCAUCGAUACAAGUAUUCUCCCUCUGAAUCAAGCAAUACCUUCUAGUUGGUUUGAGACACUGCGCCUCCACUGGCACAUUUCUCCGUCUGCGGUGUUCUUACCCACCUAUCGUCGAAUUGGGGCCCGUGAGCGACAUGAAACUUGUGGACUUUGGAGCCGCGACUAG
Messenger RNA from Fusarium fujikuroi IMI 58289, 1830 nucleotides. RefSeq names its product related to tol protein. Lineage: Eukaryota; Fungi; Ascomycota; Sordariomycetes; Hypocreales; Nectriaceae. Bases 1 to 1830 code for a protein of 609 amino acids. The transcript has 2 exons. The record is from RefSeq and is a predicted model, not a curated record.